This is a messenger RNA of Oryctolagus cuniculus (rabbit), 1788 nucleotides long. Lineage: Eukaryota; Metazoa; Chordata; Mammalia; Lagomorpha; Leporidae. The record is from RefSeq and is a predicted model, not a curated record.
GGGUCAGGGAAAGCGAGACGGAGCCCAGCGCGGCCAAGGGCCAGGGGGGAGCUGCGCGGACACUGGCCGCGCGUCACAGCCGAGUCGUGGCUGCAGGCCAGGGGCCAGGACGGCGGGGGAGGCAGAGCUAAGCAAGCUGUACGGGCAGGACACCAAGGCCAACCUAAUCUUCCCAGGGCACACAGGAGGGUCCGGCAGGCUGCCCAUCCACGUCCCGUGUGGCUUUGUGUGCCCUGCGGGGUCCCCGUCAGCCCGUCCUGUUAGCUGAGGCUGCACAGUUCCAAACUAGUCAUAGUUCAGCAUAUUUUUUUAAGCAUUUAUUUGAAAGGAGACAGAUCUUCCAUCUGUUGCUUCACUCCCCAAGUGGUCACGAUGGCCAGGGCUGGACCAGGCGGUUCCAAGAGCUUCAUUUGGGCCUCCAGGCAGGUGGCAGGGGCCAACCCCCUUGGGUCAUCUUCCAGUGCUUUCCCAGGCCACCAGCAGGGAGCUGGAUGGGAAGUGGGGCAGCCACGUGGGAUGCCAGCAUCCCAGGUGGAGGCCCCACCCGCCUCGGCGGAGCUCCCCUUGUGCCAGGCCCAGAGCCCAGCUGAGUCUAGAUGGGACCAGGGCCCAGAGACCUCACGUCCACCCAGCAGAGGCGUCCUGGCCAGGCCGGGCUGCGCCCCAGGUCCACAAGUGCACUGCUGCUCCGGCACUCAGCCCUCCCGGGCCAGGUGUCGAGAGAGCAGGGGCCAUCUUGGCUCCGGCCUGGACAUCAGAUAUGGAGCUCGGGAGGAGGCGCUGGGGUCAUGAGGGGAGGGGUACGCUCCCUGAGGUUUCUCUGGCGACUCCUCCAAGGGGCUGCAGACAAUCGGCCAUUGUCAGCGAGGCUGUGGCAUGGAGCAAGGGAGCGGGCCUGCCGGGGUGAGCUGCUCCCACCACCCCCGGGGCCUGCCGCGCCACAGCCCCUGCCCUCCCGAGCAAACCGCGCCCUGGUCUCUAACGCCAGCGUGCCUCCAGGUGGAGACCGUGCCCCAGCACCGGGGCUGGAGGGCUGCGGGCCUGCUGCUGUUGCUGGCCCUGGCCACCGUGGGAGCUGUGGCCGGGGGGCUCCUGGGCUUUGCCCACACUUCACCAGAGCCACUGCAGCAGGUGCUCCGCCUGACCCUCCCGAGCCCCCUGCCCAGGGCCAACCAAACCACCCUGGCAGACGCAGCCCGGAACGCAGCCACCAUCGUGGUGACGCCCCCGCAGAGCAACAGGAGCUGGGCCGUGCUGUUCGACGGGCAGAGUGGUUGCGUGUGUUACCGCCCCUCGGAGCACGGGGCCUGCUUCCUCCGCCUGAUGGAGGCUCGAGACCGGGAGACCCUGCAGCUGCUGCUGAACACGUCGGCCCAGGGGUCUUGCAGCCCCGGCCAGGACACCCACCGCAGCCAGGAGCUGCUGGCCGUGCUCGGGAGCCGUGCAGUGGACCCCACCCAGGUUGGGGCUGCGGUGCAGCGCCUCUGUGCAGAGACCCCCAUCUACUGGGCCCGGCGGGCAGAGGGUGAGUCGGCACGCGCUGUGCGUGGAGGGGCCGUGGCCGGGCCGGGCCGGCCGGGCCCUCGGGACUCACGAGCCCCUCCCCCCAGGGCCCCAGAGGCAGCGGCUGAUCUACCUUUGCAUGGACAUCUGCUUCCCAAGCCACAUCUGCGUGUCCGUCUGCUUUUAUUAUCUCCCGGACUAAGCCCCUGGCCUGGCCAGCCCGGCCCCCGCCCCACGGGCCGCCGGCACCUCCCACCACGGAGGCCGCCUGGAACGCACCAAUAA